Messenger RNA from Eutrema salsugineum, 834 nucleotides. RefSeq names its product peptidyl-prolyl cis-trans isomerase CYP21-2. The transcript is spliced from 8 exons. The record is from RefSeq and is a predicted model, not a curated record. Gene Ontology annotation, cellular component: intracellular membrane-bounded organelle. Lineage: Eukaryota; Viridiplantae; Streptophyta; Magnoliopsida; Brassicales; Brassicaceae. Gene Ontology annotation, molecular function: peptidyl-prolyl cis-trans isomerase activity. The coding region runs from base 42 to 716 and encodes 224 amino acids. Gene Ontology annotation, biological process: protein peptidyl-prolyl isomerization; protein folding.
AAAGACUGAUUUUGAAGAAAUCGAACGAAGACGACGGAGUAAUGGCGAUUACGGCGACUAGAUUGGUCUCUCUCACUCUCUUAUGGAUUGUCGUCCUCUUCGUCACACUUGCUCUCAUUCAGGUUAAGUUGACUGAUGUUGCGGAUCCUACGGUCAAUGAGAAGAUUGCUGAUCAGGUGGGAGAGGAUUUAGAGGAAGUCACGCACAAAGUUUACUUUGACAUUCAGAUCAAUGGUUCACCAGCAGGGCGGAUUCUCAUCGGGCUGUUUGGGAAGACUGUUCCUAAAACUGCAGAGAACUUUCGAGCACUUUGUACGGGAGAAAAAGGAGUUGGGGAAAUGGGGAAACCUCUUUAUUUCAAAGGAAGCAGCUUCCAUAGGAUCAUUCCUAGCUUCAUGAUUCAGGGUGGAGAUUUUACACGAGGAGAUGGACGAGGUGGAGAGUCGAUCUAUGGCGUUAAAUUUGCUGAUGAGAACUUCAAACUCAAACACACUGGACCAGGAGUAUUAUCAAUGGCAAACUCGGGACCAGAUUCCAACGGUUCACAGUUCUUCAUCACAACCGUCACCACGAGUUGGUUGGACGGACAUCACGUCGUGUUCGGUAAGGUAUUGUCUGGCAUGGAUGUAGUUCACAAGAUCGAAGCGCAGGGGCAAGACAGUGGAGAGCCCAAAGGAAAAAUUAUUAUUUUGGAUAGUGGAGAAGUAUCUUUGUAAUACCUUCUUCAAGUUUAAGAGAGAACCAAUAUAUACAUAUUUCAUCGUUCCAAAAUCACAAAAGUAACUUCAUCUACAAAUAUUGAUCUCAUUUCGGUCCUCUUCUCAUACAAAGAUC